Messenger RNA from Psylliodes chrysocephalus, 333 nucleotides. NCBI's taxonomy places the organism in Eukaryota, Metazoa, Arthropoda, Insecta, Coleoptera, Chrysomelidae. The record is from the annotation of a GenBank genome assembly.
AUGAACCAACAAUUCGUGGCACAAUAUGGAGUAGAAACCGCCUCCAUCAGGUCCCAUGAAAAGAAUCCCCACGAUGACUUUUACGCUAUAGCAAAAGGAACUUCAACUGCCCUUGGGACACUAACAAUGUCACCGUUGGGAGCAUCAAUACGGCUCCGAAUUGGCGUAGACGGUGUCCGCAGGCUAUCGAGAAUUACGAGAGAUCCCCACAAAAGACAUAAUGUCAAGGAGGCCAAUAUAACAAUGGAGGAAGGAAAAAUCUAUUUCAGAAGAGUAUUAAACUCUGAUAACCCUUUCCCCGGAGAAACCACAGAGGCGAUGACAUUUACAUAA